GCCAAGCGGUUAAACCCUAGGCGCUAAGCUCGACUAUUGCCAAACCCCUCUUUCUUCCCUCCCCUCUCCGACAAUGAGCCACCUUCUGGCAACCCUCCACCGGCACCGGUGUCUCCGCCUCCCAUCAACAGCCCUUCCACUCUGCCGGCCCGCCCAUUACAAACCCCAAAAACCCCAACCUCCACCGUCCCCUCCAAAACCCCCGAAACCCCCUAAAAAACCCCGAACUUUCACUCUCCACGACACCACCUGGGAAGACCCCUACAGCUGGAUGUCGAGCCUCAACGACAAAGUAGCAAUGCGACACAUGGACGUCUACAUGGAGCAAGAAGAGAAGUACACAGAGGCCGUCAUGGCCGACACCGAUCGCCUCCAGUCCAAACUCCAGUCCGAAAUGGCCUCCCGCAUGGCCUCCGACCUCUCCACCACUCCCCUCCGCUGGGGCCCCUGGUUGUAUUAUCGGCGGGUCGAAGAGGGGAAGCAGUACCCGGUGUUGUGUCGUAGAUUGGCGAGCUUAAAUGAAGAGUUCAUUUCGCAUAAAUCUCCUUUUGCAGGUUUUGAUUUUGCUUCAGGGAAGAGAAUUGAGCAGAAACUGCUUGAUUACAAUCAAGAAGCUGAGCGAUUCGGAGGUUUUGCUUAUGAGGAAUUAUCAGAAGUGUCACCGGAUCACCGGUUUCUUGCAUACACUAUGUAUGAUAAAGACAGCGAUUAUUUCAAGUUAUCUGUGAGGGAUUUGAAUUUUGGCUCACUAUGUAAUAAGCCUCAAGCAGACCGGGUUUCAAAUUUGGCUUGGGCAAAAGGGGGGCAGGCAUUGCUUUAUGUUGUUACUGAUCACAAUAAGAGGCCAUAUCGGUUAUAUUGUAGCAUAUUUGGGUCAAAUGAAGAAGAUGUAUUGCUUCUAGAAGAACAUACAGAGAAUGUUCAUGUAAACAUAAGACACACCAAGGAUUUCUGCUUUGUGACUGUAAAUACCUUCUCCACUAAAUCUUCCAAGGUCUUUUUGAUAAACGCAGCUGAUCCAUUGUCUGGCCUGACAUUAGUAUGGGAAUGUGAGGCACUGGCUCAUUGCAUAGUUGAGCACCAUAAAGGGUUUCUUUACCUUUUUACAGACGCUGCCAAGGGGGGCCAACCUGUUGAUUAUCAUUAUCUUCUUUGUAGUUCUGUCGACAUUUCUGCACCUAGAAAAUGGGAGAACGUAUUUAUUGAUGACCGAGAAUUAAUCAUUGAGGAUGUUGACUUUUGUGACACACACUUGGUACUUAUCGUAAGGGAAGGUCGGAAGUUCAAGCUUUGCUCAGUUGCUCUACCACUGCCUACCAGGGAGGGAGCAGUUCAUCUCAAAGAGCUUUAUCCACAUUUCCUGCCUCUUCCAAAAUAUGUUUCUCAAAUCUCACCUGGACCAAACUAUGACUAUUAUUCGUCAACUAUGCGCUUUACAAUAUCAUCACCUGUGAUGCCUGAUGCUGUAGUUGAUUAUGAUUUGUCAAACGGUAAGUGGAAUAUCAUUCAGCAGCAAAAUAUGCUGCAUGACAGAACACGAAUUUUGUAUGGAAGAGCAUCUUCUGCUGGCAGCACUGAAAAGUCAUCAAUCUCCCAAAGUUCAGAUUCUACAAAUGAAGUCAAUUUUGAAGAUGACCACUUAUGGAAUGACCUCUCUGAGUUUUAUGCUUGUGAACAUUAUGAUGUGUCUUCACAUGAUGGCGUUUUAGUUCCUUUGACUAUUGUCUAUUCAUGCACGAGGAAGAAAGUGGCUCAGAAUCCUGGAUUACUUCAUGUGCAUGGAGCUUAUGGUGAGUUGCUUGACAAACGGUGGCGAAGUGAAUUAAAAAGCCUUCUUGAUCGCGGUUGGGUGGUUGCGUAUGCUGAUGUCAGAGGUGGUGGUCGUGGUGGUAAAAAGUGGCAUCAUGACGGAAGAGGGACGAAAAAACAUAAUUCCAUUAAUGAUUAUAUUUCCUGUGCUAAAUUCUUAAUUGAGAAGGAGAUUGUGCAAGAAAAUAAGCUUGCUGGUUGGGGAUACAGUUCUGGUGGACUCGUCGUUGCUUCAGCCAUUAAUCUUUCUCCAGAUUUAUUUUGUGCUGCAGUUUUGAAGGUUCCAUUUUUAGAUCCAAGUAACACCCUUCUCCAUCCCAUUUUACCACUUACACCUGCUGACUAUGAAGAAUUUGGGUACCCCGGAGACAUUGAAGAUUUUCGGGCUAUACGAAAUUAUUCUCCUUAUGAUAAUAUUCAGAAAGAUGUUCUCUAUCCAGCUGUUAUGGUUAGCUCAUCGUUCAAUACACGAUUUGGAGUUUGGGAAGCAGCGAAAUGGGUUGCCCGUGUGCGUGACCAUGCCAUUUAUGACCCUAAACGCCCAAUACUGCUUAAUUUAACAGUAGACAUAGUGGAGGAAAACAGAUACUUGCAAUGCAAGGAGUCAGCUUUAGAGACUGCCUUUCUUAUAAAGAUGGUUGAUUCCUAGAUAUGUUUGUGGAUCCAAACCUGUCACAGUAGCUAUUGAUUUAAAAAAGACAAGAAAGCUCUCGCUGAAAGUUAGAAGGUUAAAUUUGAAUCAACCUACAGAUCUGAACCAUUCACCCAGUCACGAGCCAGAGAUAUGGAUAGUUUUCAAUUAUUUUGGUGCUUCGGUGUUGGCUAGACAAAGAAUCUUAUUUACUGGGUUAUGAAUGAUCUGGCCUAGUGUAUAUCUUGCUUACGCAGCCAAAUAGAAAAAGGAAGAUAUUUUUUUCUUUUAUGUGGAUUAGGAUGAGAGCUAUAAAAUAGUUAAUGAAAGAGACUCGAGAUAAUAGUUGUGGGUUGCUUUCUUUCUUCUGUUGAAUUGCACAAGUUUGUUGUCUGUACAUAUCAAUACAGCUACCUGAUUGUAUAAAAUACUGCAAUUUUGGCUUAUUAUAUUGACAAGCUUUGUAAUGCAUUCUAUGCUUUUGUUUA
Molecule: messenger RNA, 2928 nt
Organism: Camellia sinensis
Lineage: Eukaryota; Viridiplantae; Streptophyta; Magnoliopsida; Ericales; Theaceae
Product: Prolyl oligopeptidase family protein
Biological process (GO): proteolysis
Molecular function (GO): serine-type endopeptidase activity
Source: RefSeq, a predicted model, not a curated record